Molecule: messenger RNA, 5703 nt
Organism: Letharia columbiana
Lineage: Eukaryota; Fungi; Ascomycota; Lecanoromycetes; Lecanorales; Parmeliaceae
Exons: 4
Coding region: 1-5703 (1900 amino acids)
Cellular component (GO): cytosol
Source: RefSeq, a predicted model, not a curated record
AUGGCAGAGGAGAAUCCAGAGUUGCAGGGGAAAUUGAGGGAGCUAGAUGUCGAGCUUGAAGAGGGGGAAAUCACACAGAAGGGGUACCAGAAGAGGCGAACUCUCAUCCUUUCCCAGUACCUCGCGCCACCUGGUGAAUCCGCCCGAGGCCUGCGCUUGCACUCCCCGGACGAUACUGCUCAUCCCGCCAAUGAUGGAUCGCGUGCUGCCUCUUUCGCUGCGCUUACCCAGCGCUCACUUUCACCUCUGCCUGCUGUGGCCCAGCCGAGCGCAAGGAUGGGUGGUUCGGAGGCGGCAAUGGAUGGCCAAAACAGCUACCCAGGAGGACAACUGGGAGUCAGAAAUCCGAGCCCAGGGCCAUCAUCGAGUGGACAAGGCUCAUACAGUUCACGACCAAGCCAGGAACAAGGCCGAAGUGACGGCCAAUACGUAUUCAAUCCUGCAAACGACGACGCUUACGGUGGGCAACAAGGAGGGGACUACGGGAGUGGCAGUCAAACCAGGCAGUCAACCAUGCUAGAUCAAGCCUACUUUUCAGACUUCGCAGGCGAUCAGCAUGAAGCUCAGCGCGAUAGCUAUGGAGGUGGACCACAACGAUACUCCACUGCCGAUACAUUCUCCCCAACAGCGAACAUUGCACCUCCAAUGUUGAGUAACAGUGAUCUACCCCUGCUUGGUACUUUGAACCACCAACUACCCUUGGAGCCGAGAGAAGUUCCGUUCGCUGUUUAUGACCCCCAUAACAGCAACAUACCAAUGUCAAAGUUCGACAAUAUAGCCACCGUCUUACGCCAUAGAGCUCGCACAAACCCUAAACAGCCUGCAUACUGGGUGCUGGACCAAAAAGGCAAAGAAUUCUCGUCUAUUACUUGGGAGAAAUUGGCGAGCAGGGCGGAAAAGGUCGCACAAGUUAUUCGAGACAAGAGUAACUUAUACAGAGGAGACCGCGUUGCUCUGAUAUAUCGCGAUUCCGAAAUUAUAGACUUCGCUGUCGCCUUCAUGGGCUGUUUUAUUGCUGGCGUUGUGGCUGUUCCAAUUAAUGAUUUCGACGUCUCGACUACCAACCUCUCAGAUUAUCAUAGACUGAAUGUGAUUCUCACGACGACGCAAGCGCACCUAGCGCUCACCACUGAUGUGAAUCUGAAAACUUUCCAACGAGAUAUAACAGCUAAUAAGCUGAAUUGGCCUAGAGGAGUAGAGUGGUGGAAAACGAAUGAAUUUGGAAGCUUCCACCCAAAGAAAAAGGACGAAAUACCACCUCUGAUCGUUCCCGAUCUCGCAUACAUCGAAUUCUCUAGAGCUCCUACAGGCGACCUUCGAGGUGUUGUAAUGAGCCAUAGGACCAUCAUGCACCAGAUGGCUUGCCUCAGCUCCAUGCUUCAGACCAUACCUACCAACGGCAACGAUACCUUCAAUCCAAAUCUUCGCGACAAGGCAGGACGGCCCAUGACGGGAUCAAACGUGGGGGAGAUCUUGUUGAGCUACCUCGAUCCUCGACAAAGCAUCGGUCUAAUAUUGGGUCUGCUCUUCACCAUUUAUGGCGGCCACACUACCGUUUGGAUGGAGGCUCGGGCGGUUGAGACCCCUGGUCUUUACGCGAAUUUAAUCACCAAGUACAAAGCAACGUUGAUGAUUGCGGACUAUCCAGGUCUGAAACGUGCAGCAUACAAUUAUCAGGCAGACCCCAUGACGACACGCAAUUAUAUGAAAAAAUUUGAGCCCAACUUCUCGAGUGUUAAAUUAUGUUUGAUUGACACCCUGACAGUCGACAGCGAGUUUCAUGAAAUUUUAGCAGACAGGUGGCUUCGACCUUUGAGGAAUACAAGAGCGCGUGAACUUGUGGCUCCCAUGCUCUGUCUUCCAGAACACGGUGGUAUGGUAAUAAGCGUACGUGAUUGGCUCGGUGGCGAAGAGCGGAUGGGUUGUUCACUGGGAACGCAUUCUUCUGACGAUGAUGAGAGUCAUGACGAGAAAAAAGAUGCCAAGGUGGUUGUACCAGGGAACGCAUACGGUAGUCUGAUUGGUGGAGGUCCGAAGAAGCCGGCGGGCCCGAAAGCACGAACAGAGCUGAGUGAAGUCCUAUUGGACAAAGAGUCGUUAAAGACAAAUGAGGUGGUGGUGGUGGCCAUGGGUGAUGAAGCCAGACGACGAGCAGGCAACGAGCCGGGUACGGUCCGAGUUGGAGCUUUUGGAUACCCGAUACCGGACGCGACUUUGGCAGUUGUAGACCCUGAAACGAGCCUACUUUGUACUCCCUAUGUCAUCGGAGAGAUCUGGGUUGACUCUCCCUCCCUGUCAGGUGGUUUCUGGGCAUUGCCUAAGCACACUGAAACAAUCUUCCAUGCCAGACCAUACAAGUUCCAGGAAGGCAAUCCUACUCCAAUGGCUGUUGAGCCAGAAUUUCUUAGAACUGGGUUGCUCGGAUGCGUCAUUGAUGGCAAGAUUUUCAUCUUGGGACUCUACGAAGAUCGCCUACGGCAGAAGGUUGAAUGGGUGGAGCACGGUAUGGAGGUAGCAGAGUACCGCUAUUUCUUCGUUCAACACCUCAUCAUCAGCAUCAUGAAGAAUGUACCCAAGAUCUACGAUUGUACCGCCUUUGAUGUGUAUUCGAAUGAUGAACAUCUACCAAUUGUCUUGCUUGAAUCGCAUGCUGCUUCUACGGCGCCUACGACUUCUGGAGGACCGCCUCGACAGCUCGACACUGCACUUCUAGACUCUUUGUCCGAGCGAUGCAUGGAAAUUCUGUACCAAGAGCAUCAUGUGCGAGUCUACUGUGUUAUGAUCACAGCUCCAAACACUUUGCCAAGAGUUGUGAAGAAUGGUCGGCGAGAAAUUGGCAAUAUGCUGUGCCGGAAAGAAUUCGACUUAGGUUCCUUGCCCUGCGUACACGUCAAGUUUGGUGUCGAGCGAGCUGUGUUGAACUUGCCUGUGGGCGUUGACCCUGUUGGCGGUAUCUGGUCGCAAGUCUCGACUACAGCCAGGCAAGAAAUUCUACAGCAUCAGGACAAGCAAUACUCUGGCGUUGACUACCGAGAGGUAGUUAUUGACGACAGGACCUCGACGCCGUUGAACAACUUCUCAAGUAUUGUUGAUCUGCUACAAUGGCGCGUAGCAAGGCAAGCGGAGGAACUGUCUUAUUGCACUAUCGACGGCCGCGGCAAGGAGGGAAAAGGCGUGAACUGGAAGAAGUUCGACCAAAAAGUUGCGGCGGUGGCUCUGUACCUCCAGAACAAGGCCAAAGUCAGGCCAGGAGAUCACCUCAUUUUGAUGUAUACACACUCAGAAGAAUUCGUCUACGCAGUCCAUGCUUGCUUCUGUCUUGGAGCUGUGGCCAUCCCAAUCGCGCCGCUCGAUCAGAACCGCAUGAACGAAGAUGCACCUGCUUUCCUCCAUAUUAUUGCUGACUUCCGCGUCAAGGCUGUCAUCGUGAAUGCAGAAGUCGAUCACUUAUUAAAACAAAAGAUAGUCUCUCAGCAUAUCAAGCAGUCUGCACAAGUCCUGAAAGUUGGCGUACCUCCAUACUACAACACUGCAAAGCCACCGAAGCAGUCAAGCGGAUGUCGAGAUCUAGGCUUCACGAUGAAGCCUGCUUGGAUACAAUCCAAAUAUCCUGUUUUAAUUUGGACAUACUGGACGCCUGAUCAACGACGCAUAGCGGUACAGCUUGGUCAUGAUACGAUCAUGGGUACCUGUAAAGUACAAAAAGAGACCUGCCAGAUGACUAGCUCGAGGCCAGUCCUUGGAUGCGUGAGAAGUACGAUGGGAUUGGGAUUUGUUCAUACCUGCUUGAUGGGCGUCUUUGUUGGAGCACCUACUUACCUUGUCUCGCCUGUCGAUUUUGCUUCUAAUCCCAUGUCUCUGUUCCUCACUCUAUCAAGGUACAAGAUCAAGGAUACCUACGCUACUGGGCAAAUGCUAGACCACGCGAUGAACACCAUGCCUGGUAAAGGCUUUGCACUUCAUGAGCUAAAGAACAUGAUGAUCUCAACCGAAGGCAGGCCAAGGGUUGAUGUCUUCCAGAAAGUCCGCCUACAUUUUGCAGGGACUGGCCUUGAUAGGACAGCCAUCAACACCAUCUACUCACAUGUCCUCAACCCUAUGGUCGCCUCACGCUCGUACAUGUGCAUCGAGCCAAUAGAGUUGUGGCUCGACACACGAGCUCUCCGCCGAGGACUCGUCUACCCUGUCGAUCCUGACACUGAUCCUUCUGCUCUCCUGAUUCAAGAUUCUGGGAUGGUACCCGUCAGCACUCAAAUCGCGAUCGUUAACCCUGAAACUUGCAGACUUUGCCAUAUUGGCGAAUACGGGGAAAUUUGGGUGCAGUCUGAAGCCUGCGUAAAGUCUUUCUAUGGAUCUAAAGAUGCUUUUGACGCUGAAAGAUUUAAUGGCCGAACGGUCGACGGAGAUCCUCAUGUUACGUACGUAAGGACAGGCGAUCUAGGUUUCCUACACAACGUCGUCCGGCCUAUUGGUCCCGGAGGUCAACAGGUGGAGAUGCAGGUGUUGUUUGUCCUCGGCGGCAUUGGUGAGACAUUCGAGGUCAAUGGAUUGAGCCAUUUCCCGAUGGACAUCGAGCACUCGAUUGAGAAGUGUCACCGAAACAUAGUGACCAAUGGCUGCGCGGUUUUCCAAGCAGGCGGCCUUGUCGUUGUCCUCGUCGAAGUCGUUCGAAAAGCCUAUCUUGCCUCCAUCGUCCCCGUUAUCGUAAACGCUGUACUAAAUGAGCAUCAAGUUGUCGUUGACAUUGUUGCGUUCGUCACGAAAGGCGACUUCCCACGCUCGCGCCUCGGCGAGAAGCAACGCGGCAAGAUCCUUGCCAGCUGGGUCACCAGGAAAUUGAGAACCAUAGCACAAUUCGGUAUUCGAGAUACGGAUGGUGCUGAUAGCCAGAUCACUGAGGUCGCAGAGCCAAGGAGUAUGCUGGGAAGUGUCGUCGGUGUGGGUAGCUCAUUAAAGAAUGUUGAGACUGUCAAUGCACCGCCGACGAAUCAGGCGCAACAGCAAGCGCAGGACUAUGCUAUCUUACCCACAGGCAUCUCCGAGAUGCCAGCAACUUACGAAAGCUCGAUAGUCGAGUCCCCACCCCUUCCACCAGCUGAAGAAGACAGGGACGAUACGCCCACUGAAUCCCGCAACAACAAUCAUUUCUCAUCCAGAAUCGACAAUAGCGACAAUGGGGAGGAAUCAUCCUCCCAAGCAUACAAUCCACGAAAUGAUUCCCUUCCAUCCCACAACGACACCGGCCUACCAUCUCCAGAGCACUACCCUAACUACGCAGGCUACACCGCCAAUCACGAUCCUGACCCUGUGCUCGGUAAUCCCGACAAGCCCUCUUUCGAUUUCGUCUCCGAGGCCCCACCACCUCCCGCCCGCUACGAUUCCAAACCAACCCUUACCUCCCAACACGCCCGCGAGGCCGAAGGCGACCUAUGGUCUCUCCCAUCACAGCAACGGCACCCACAGUCUCAAUCUCAAAGCGCUUCCCAACGCGAUGCGAGAACAAGACCGGGUGGACCGAGCCAUACACCCUCCGCCAGCUCAUCGGACCACUAUGAUAUCGCCGGUGAUGAUGAUUGGCGGCAGGACGCGAUCAUGCAUAUGAACCUGGCGCGAGAUGGGAGCAAGAGAGAUGCGCAUGUUGGGGAUAGGAGUGGUGGGCUUUAUGGGGCUUAUGAUGGGAGUGGAUAUGGGCAUGCUAUGUGA